CACAGGGGGUGGCGUCACUGGCGUCAGUGUUUAGGAAAUUUGCUCAAGUUUCGUAGCAGAUUUAGAACAUGUUGCUAGCUAGCUAAAAUGCUUGCAAUGAAUGUACCAUAUUUGCGACGUUCUCCAAUAAUUUUUUUAACUGCACCAUUAACAGCCACACGUGUUUCACCAACCUUGCAUUUUGCUCAAUAUACCAAGGUUGGACGGGUGAAGAAGCUGAAGCGAUCAGGCAACGGAACGACGGAGUCAUCCUCUUCUCCAGUGUGUCCAGAACUGCUGGCCCGAAUCGCCAAAAACAAGCAAGCAGCGUUGGAGAAACUGUGCGCAAGUAACACACCGGAUGAAUUUGGGGAGAGUUGGCGAAAGAGUUUGGUCUCUGAGUUUGGAAAGCCUUAUUUCAAAAACUUGAUGUCUUUCGUUGAUGGAGAGAGGAAACUGAACACUGUCUACCCACCCCCUCAGCAUGUUUUCACCUGGACACAGAUGUGUGACAUCCACGAUGUCAAGGUUGUAGUCCUCGGUCAGGACCCAUAUCACGGUUCAAACCAAGCCCAUGGAUUAUGCUUCAGUGUGCAGAGACCUAUCCCACCUCCACCCAGCUUGUUGAAUAUGUACAAAGAAUUGGCGUCUGAUAUAGAGGGCUUCCAGCACCCUGGACAUGGAGAUUUAACUGGAUGGGCUAAACAAGACCAAGCCCUGCCCCCUGCCACUCAAGGAGCGCAGUUGUUUUUGCUCGACCACGAGACCACUUGCUUGAUCCAGUCUGCAUGGUCAAUGCCGCACAUGGCACAAGAUGUUGAUAACGAUGCUGAUUUCCACUUUGCGUCUUAAUAUAUUCCACAAGCGUAAUAUAAUUACACAAUUAGUUUGUAUCAUACUGUCUGCAACUUCUUAGAAAGUUGUGGCUAAAAUUAAUCGUUUUAGCCUCUAAUGCUAAUUGCUAGUUAGCUAGCUAAUAAAUGUACUGAGUCAGAGCAAACGUAGUUAGCUAAUAUAGCUUGAUUCCAUUGAUUGUGUAGGCCUAAAUCAACAUGUUUGUGCAACAGUAUCUUCUAAAUUAAAGAGUUAUAUGCAAAGCGUGAAUGCUAUUUAAAAUGUGUAUUCGCGGAUCGCAACCAACAAAGGUGCAUGCACCGCCACCUACUGUACUGGAGUGUGAAGCCUGUUAUGGCCCCUCCAUUCAUCUAUUUCUCUGAUCAAGCCCUUUGGUUCCGCCUACUGUUAAUGAGUGUGAAUUCAUUACACUUUGUGAAACAAAGGGGAAAAGUAUGGGGAAAAUAAAUUGCUCUACACCCAUUAAAACCUCACCACUAUUCCACUAAUUGUCCCUAUCGGAUGCUACACCAGGCUGGCAGCCUGGGAGGUUGGGACACUAUCAUUCAACACACUUUGUAACUCCUCUGCAGUAAAAUCUUGUCCAACGAAGUACUUCCCUGCAGCUGCCCCCACAACAUCUAUAUUCUGUGGUUGACAUUCCAUUUCUGCAGGACAGUUAAUAACCAUGGCUAUGAAUGCAAAGAAGCCAAUCUUACUGAAGUACAUGUUAUUUCUAUUACUCUCCAUUGGCCUCCGCUUACUCUCAGGGAACCUGUUAGGAUCACUCGCCCUGGACCCAUCUUCCUGUACUACUCCCUUCACAGCCUCAACAUAAGACACCUUCUGUACUACUCUGACCCAGUCAACCUCGACCUGCCUUUCUUUCACCGGACUUCUGAUCUCCAGCAACAUUAACACACACAGCUUUUUCCACCGAUAUUACACAUUCCUUUGUCUCAUGCCCUCCUGCACACUUCUCUAGGAAUCUCCCUCCUACACACUGCUGCGACAUGACCAUAAGCUUGGCACCUACAACACUUUGAUCGGUUCGGGACAAAAGCUCUCACAGGAUAACUGACACAUCCUAACUUGACUUUGUCGUGUAAGGACUGCAUCAAAAUUCAGCAGGACAGACCGUGUCUUCUGUUUCACCACGCUCUCCACCGGGUGUGCUUCGCACUAAAUGGUGGUCGUCACAGACACCAGGAAUGUUCCAUUUCAGUUGAUCCUCAACACUUAACGCGAUUCCACUUAUCACUCCUUUUAGCGAUGCCCUGCUCUUUUCCCGUGGUGCGGAGCGCCCGGUCCUUCUGGACGGACAACACACAAAAAAGCAUUGAGUCCACUUCAAGGUACUUUCACAGAUUCAACAGUCCCCAAACUCUUCUCCACCCAACCUGACACCACAUAUGGAUCAGCCAGAAGACAAGGAUCCAUUCUCUUAAAAUCUCACUCACUGGGCCACAAUGAUCUUUAUCAUCAUUGGGACAAGGCUCGACCUCGACGGUCUUCACCACACCUGCCACCGCAGGUAAUUCAUUCUCUCUCGUCAGGUAAGAUUUCUGAGCUACUCGAGUACGUUUUUUUGCUUUUUGUACUUGAUGUCAAUCUUCUUCACCAUACCGCUUCCUUCUCCACUCCUUUCCUUCUUCCUCGCUGUCCAUUUCCACAUCUCCAUGCUCUUUCCGGUCCUUCAUCCGCUGUAGUAGAAAACUGUUGAAAUGGUUCUUGAAAUUUGUCGCCAUGUCACGUCCGCAUGAAUAGAAGUAGCAACGAAAAAAACAUUUAAUGUAGUCAAAGAUUAUAGGGUGCCCAAUGAAACACUGACCAACACAUUGGUUACUACACUGUCACAAUAACUCCUCAUUCUAUUUCCAUUCCAACAGUUCACCCAAGGGUUUUGAUGUAAAUUGCUAGUCAAAUUGCAAUUGCAAUAUUUAGUUAAAACUAAGGUCUAGAUUGUUUGGUCCAUAUCAUGCAAACCAAUGUGGAAAUGAUCUCAAAUGAGUGCAGGAAAUGCAGAAAUGGUUGAAAAUGCUGAAUUAUUUUUGGUUCAAGUUUGUUUUACACUGUUCAAAUCAAUCAUAAUGGAGAAAGCCCCAUUGACAUCUCUUAGAAUGUAUGUGUUGCCACCUUAGGGUCAUGCACUACUCAUAAAGGAAAUGUAGAACUUUUUAUUAUUCCAAAACAUCAAAUACCGUCCCAAUUUGUUGUGAUAUGAUAUUUUGGCAAUAUACGCCAGCCCUAAGUUUGGCACCCCUGGUCUAGCAAGUUUGGCUAUAGACAUACAGUAUAAAUAUCAUAGACUCCUGGUGCAAUAUCUUAGGACUGUCAUGAAUGCAGGCACUAUUCAGGAUAAUGCAGAUAAUCAGAACAAGUAUAUUGAAGUAUGGAUUGGGCAUUGAUGAACUUCAAUGCCUUGAUGUGCAGUUAUCAGGAGCCAACUGGCGCAAUGCUUCUCU
Messenger RNA from Salvelinus namaycush (lake trout), 3278 nucleotides. RefSeq names its product uracil DNA glycosylase a (gene unga). The record is from RefSeq and is a predicted model, not a curated record. Gene Ontology annotation, molecular function: uracil DNA N-glycosylase activity. The transcript is spliced from 5 exons. Gene Ontology annotation, biological process: base-excision repair; base-excision repair, AP site formation via deaminated base removal. Lineage: Eukaryota; Metazoa; Chordata; Actinopteri; Salmoniformes; Salmonidae. Bases 88 to 831 code for a protein of 247 amino acids. Gene Ontology annotation, cellular component: nucleus; mitochondrion.